This is a messenger RNA of Mycena citricolor, 3650 nucleotides long. Lineage: Eukaryota; Fungi; Basidiomycota; Agaricomycetes; Agaricales; Mycenaceae. The record is from the annotation of a GenBank genome assembly.
GUCGGACACAUUUUCCUACGCGCCGACCACGAUGGAGAAAGACCACUUUACGUUCACCGUGGGGAAAUUAGAUGCAGGAAUGGCGGUACGACUAAUGAUCCACGUCGCUUCACGGUUUACACUGCCGCUCUCCAGAUCCUUCUCGGCGAACGCGCCCACCUUAUCGAAUUUCCUUCCGUCCUCCUCCCUCCCGGUGCGAACACUGGAUCCAUCGUCAACAUCUCUGUCCUACAGAAUCACGCUGAAGAGAAAAGGAGAGACGCCGCGUUUUGGGCGUUGCAGGAUGAGAUACACAAAGAGUUUGGAGUGCGAACGCCUGAGCCACCGAAACUCCAGCUGCGAAAUGUGACUCAGACGUCCGUGACGCUCGAGUGGCCGUCCAUCGAGCUGGCGACGGCCAAAUUGCGAUCAUUAGACCUCUACCGCAACGGCCAGCGCCUCGCGCCAAUCCCGAACCCGGCAACCAACACUUCUAGUAAGAUCUCGGGGCUGGAGCUUGACGCCGAGUACACAUUCCAGCUUAUCCUGCGCACGACGGCGGGGACAUUCCCCUCGGAGCUGCUUCGUGUACACACGCACACCAUGACCGAUACCUCUGGCGUACGCGUAUGCUUCGGGACCGUCGACGAUGCAGGGCUUGUCGAGCAGGCCAAGGAGGCCCUGGAGCGCAUCGACGCGCGGUGGAGCGAGAAGAUCGAGAUUGACACGACGCACUUCGUAUGCACCACCCCGAAUACGCAUACACCGACUGGCGUGCCUGAGGUCGAGUAUCAGCGUGCUGUGCAGCUGAGCAUACCUAUUGUCCAGCCGCAUUGGAUCUUUGCAUGUCACUCUGAGCGUCGAUUGGUUCCUAUCGCGCAGUUUGGACUGGGAGCAACACCGCCUAACGCGCUACCCUCUCGGCGCCCACAGUCAAUGUCUGCCGCAUCUCCCUCCCAACGCUCGCCCGCCAGCGUAGCCGCUAUGCGACAGUCAAUGCCACCGAGCGUCUCGCCCAUUGAUCAGCCUUCGACCUUCGUAGGACAGUCGGCCAGCAAUUCCCCACCACCAACCGUGCCGGUCGUCACUAUCGAAGAAGCUCACUCGGAGGAUGAAGAAACUGACGUGGCUGAACUGGAGGCGAAACGACUCGCCUUGAUGGAGAAGCGGGCAAGCAAGACCGGGACGAUGAACAUGCAGUUCAAAUUCCCGCCUACGUCUCCAACAAGUCCUGGCCCUGAGAAUUCCGAUGCUGCGGAUGGGCCCGUUGAGCCAGAGAGCAUUGAGGUUCCGCCGCCGCCGGUCGUGGAGAAAGAGACAGUAUCUGAUGUGAGGGCUGAGGGUGAGGUAGAUGACGAUCUGGGUGAGACAGAGGACAUCCCGUUGUAGUCAGUAACCUCUCUGAUCCCUUUACUUUCUCCUUCAGCUUUAGCACUACUCUAAUCAUCACCCAUGUACUUUUCGUCUGGUGAUUGUGCUUCCCAGGGGAUGAUUCGGAGGACUGACUGCAAUGGGAUCACGUCACGGGUAACAAGCUUGUCUCCCUUGCUUCGAGCUCUGGUGGUGGUGAUAUUGCGAUCCGUCAUGGAAGGUCAGGAAAGGAACACUACAUUUCGCGUCAAAACAAUAUACAUGGCUUCCUGCUGACGCUUCGUGGUUACUUCAUCGCAAAUGGGAAAACUGGACUAAACGAGGCCCAAAGCCAUGCGCCGCGACACGAUGUUUUACCUCCAGGUUCUUCAGCAGUAACCUCUGGUCUGCUAAAAACGCUCGCAUCAGAACACGGACGCGAUGCUUGGACGCGAUACAACACCUCUGCGUCCCAUCAUUCGUUUGCCGACUACCAAUAGCACGCAAACUACUCGGAGAUCAGCCUUGCCAGUCAGAAAACCCAAUCUCAAAGUGGAUGACCCAGCGAGUCCGAACGCGAAUGUGAAAACUGUGAACGCGAGGUCAAAAAUGGGCGCCUCUCAGGUGGAAACCCGGUCGCAUUUCGGUCGCAUACUCAGCUCUUCAUCACAGGGCGCUGCGUCUGGACCUUCGGUCACCCGCACUUCGGCGAAGGCUGCUGUAGAGACGGAGAUCACAGAAACAGGCAUCCCGGCGACUUUUCCUGCAGAGCCUUCUCGAUCUAUUCCAGCUCUUUUCUCCGCUGCUUCCACAUCGUCCAGGACACCUCGUCAUCCAUGAGGCCAGCAUCACCGCCAACUCGUUUGCGCGUGCCUUCAACGACAACGCGAAGUGCUGUCCUCUUCCCAACAUCGGCACCGUCCGAAGUGCCAGCUCCCUCAGGCCCGCCGAUCAACCGCCCCAGCGCUCCCAACACCUUCCACGAAGUUGUCACCGGCGUCAUCUCGAUCACGCGCGCCUUCGAUGAAGGCACCAGGUGUCGCGCUUCCGAAAUCGACUUCGUCUACCGCAUUAAGACGGGAUGCGACACCAAUGCCCGCUCGGACUGCGUCCAAUCCAUCCAGCGUUUCGCUGAAAACCCCAUCAGCGCUUCAUUCGAUUUCCAAGCUGAAAUCACCGACAACGCUUGUGAAAAUGGGUGCAUCCAGCCCGACAGGGACAGCGACGUUACGAGGGAGGAUGAUAUCGGCCGCUGCUAUAUCUGCACCGCGUAAAUCCGCAGUUACGACUUCGAUUUCCCGCGCCAGGACGCUAUCGAUGGUGGGUGCAGGAUCAAGCAGCCAGCAGCCUUCGCCAAUAACUCCGGUUCCGACGAGCUCUGGAGCGCGCAUGCGUUUUACCAGUGUGGCCGGCGAAUCUGCUGCCGUCGCACCGCCGGUCGUACGCACAAGAGCGACCGCCACAGUUGGCGUGAGGCCUGGCAAACCGCCCAGUUCGUUGCCCGCGUCGGCGAAGACGUCUAUUGCGCGUGUGACCACAAGUUCCGUCACUUAUAGCAUCGCCGCCGACCCUGAUUUGUCGACCGCGACUAUGACGAUGUCUGCUCCUGCCUCGAGGAAACCCAGCUCCACAUCCAAGCUGGCUGCUUUUACAACUCAUACUGGAGCCAACGGAAGCAUGUCCAAUGCUGUUUCGAGUCCCAGUGCAAAACCUCUGCCGAAGACUCCCUGACUCUAACGACAUCUGGUCCCAAUAAAACUACAGCAGCACUCACCCAACCUCUCGCGAUCAGCCAAGACAAGAUCUAGUCUGCAAUCCCUCGGACAAAGUCUGCCGCGGCGCUGUCAUCAUUGUCCGCACGCAAGAGAGUUCCACCAAGAAUAGUCAUUGAUACAUCUUCCCUGCCGUCUCGUGUGCAGCCCAUCUCACCAUCGUUAUCCAUGAGACGAACGUCACCCCGACCGCCGCCGAGCCCUUCAUCCCCGACACACGCAGCUGCAUUUGCCUCUGCACGGAGCGUCUUUCAUAGAGGGCACGACAAUAGCGUUGCUUCUACCGGUCUUGUAGCCUCUGGCACUGGCUAUCGAUCGAAGUCCUUAUCGCCAUCUCCAACACCGGCAAGGCUGUAUCUCGGAAAAUUAUCGCCGACAUCAGCAGGAAACCGGCAGUGUCCUACGCACCGCCGUCGGAUACUUCUUCCGAAUAUUCAGACUGGCGGUAGGUUUGCGGAUUUUUGUCCAGGACUCUAGGGAUCAGGAUAAAUAUAUAUGUGCUAUAAUUAUAAGGAUAAUCCACGAAAUGACAUCCAGUGUUGCUCAGAA